AUGGUCACCUUCCUGUUCACAGCGGAGAUGGUGACAAGAUUGUACGUCUUCAGAAUCGAUUUCUUUAUUUACGAAAGAAUGUGGAAUUGCUUCGAUCUUAUCAUCCUGUUCCUGGCACUCGUCGAGAUUGCUCUGGAGAUCGUGGUGCGCUCGCUUGCAGGCACGGAGAACAGCGUCUUCGAUGGUGGUGGAACGGCGAAGAUGAUGCGCCUGAUUCGCCUCACUCGACUUCUUCGCCUCGUCCGCACCUUUCGCCAGUUGAAGCCCCUACGGAUGCUGGUGCGUUCUAUCAUGGCCGCCGGCAAGUCUGUUUUUUGGGCACUCUUGUUGCUCUUCAUGAUCGUUUACGUCUUUGGAGUCGUCUUGACGCAAGCUGUGACGGAGCAUACUGAGGGCGGUGAUCGAAUCGAGGAUGACAAUCUAAUAUCGAAGACGUAA
This is a messenger RNA of Prorocentrum cordatum, 438 nucleotides long. The record is from the annotation of a GenBank genome assembly. NCBI's taxonomy places the organism in Eukaryota, Dinophyceae, Prorocentrales, Prorocentraceae.